Molecule: messenger RNA, 1759 nt
Organism: Artibeus jamaicensis (Jamaican fruit-eating bat)
Lineage: Eukaryota; Metazoa; Chordata; Mammalia; Chiroptera; Phyllostomidae
Gene: TREX1
Product: three prime repair exonuclease 1
Exons: 2
Coding region: 772-1716 (314 amino acids)
Biological process (GO): DNA catabolic process
Cellular component (GO): cytoplasm
Molecular function (GO): nucleic acid binding; 3'-5'-DNA exonuclease activity
Source: RefSeq, a predicted model, not a curated record
CACAUGGUGGCGCCAGCCCCUCUGCUUUCCUCCCCUCAGAGCCCAUUAAAAGCAGUGACGGGCUGUUUGAGAACCUGCCAGCCUCGUCCAGUAGCCUGCGUCUGCUCUGUGCUGAGUCUGCUCUGUAGACUGGGAGGGGUGGAACCGAGAGUGGUACGGGGAAGGCCGCGAUCCUUCUUCCCAAUCCCUCUCUUCCCGUUUCUGGCUGGGGCGGAGACCAGUCCCCAUGGUAACGAAUCUGCCUGGAGGAAGGAGCCCUUCCCUGCCUGCGGAAUUGUCCUGAGUCAUAGCUUUGGGCUGGGGCCAUGGGAAGAAACCAUUGUAUAGCAGGGCAGGAAGCAGCCCCGAGGCCCAGCCCUGAGCAAGCAGAGCCACGAGGCCUCUGCUGAGAAGGCCAUGGCAGGGCCCCUCCGGCAGGCCCGAGCCCUGCAGCCAGCCUUCCCAGCAGCCUGGCUGCCCCUGCCCCGGCCUCCCUGCCAGCACUCCCUGGUGUGAGGGCCCUGCUGCACCGUGCCAGCCAGCGGGCCACAGCUACUGCUCCGAGGCCUGUGGGGAGUCUCGGCAGGGGGGGGUGUUUGGGGAGGGAUGGGUGUUGGCAAGAGAGGGACCCGGCAGGCUGACUUAGCAGGGCGGGCCUGGCUCUCACCAGCCUGGUAGGCGGGCUCAGGCUAAGUUUCACUUCCCACCUCUGGGGCCAGCAGCAAGAUCCAGCUGGUGUGCACGGCCCAAGUCCCUGCUGCCUGCCUGCUACUUGGCUCAGUGGCAGGUACCAUGUGCUCGCAGGCCCUGCCCCCAGGGCCCAUGCAGACCCUCAUCUUCUUGGACCUGGAGGCCACCGGACUGCCCUUCUCCCAGCCCAAGAUCACAGAGCUGUGCCUGAUGGCCAUCCACAGGUGUGCGCUGGAGAACCCCCCCACCCCUCGGGGGCCUCCUCCCACGGUGCCCCCACCACCCCGAGUGGUGGACAAGCUCUCCCUGUGUGUAGCUCCUGGGAAGCCCUGUAGCCCUGCAGCCAGCGAGAUCACCGGCCUGAGCACAGCCAUGCUGGCGGCGCACGGGCGUCACCGUUUCGACGCCGACCUGGCCAACCUGCUCCUGGCCUUCCUGCAGCGCCAGCCACAGCCAUGGUGCCUGGUGGCUCACAACGGCGACCGCUACGACUUCCCCCUGCUCCAGGCAGAGCUGGCUGCGCUGGGUGAGGCCAGGGCUCUGGAUGGUGCCUUCUGUGUGGAUAGCAUCGCUGCUCUGAAGGCCCUGGAGCAGGCCGGCAGCCCCCACCAGCAAGGCCCAUGGAAGAGCUACAGCCUGGGCAGCAUCUACACACGUCUGUACGGACAAGCCCCGCCGGACUCGCACACGGCCGAGGGGGACGUCCUAGCCCUGCUCAGCAUCUGCCAGUGGAGGCCGAGGGCCCUGCUGCAGUGGGUGGAUGCCCACGCCAGGCCUUUCAGCGCCGUCAAGCCCAUGUACGGGGUCACAGCCUCUACUGGAACCAGCUCAGGGUCAUCUGCUGCCACAGCCACUGCAUGCCUGGCCAGAGCCAGAGACACCAGCCCCAAGCUUGGGAGGAGCAGGAGGUCCAAGGUCCUUUCUCCAAUAAAGGACCCAGAAUCCUUACGCACGGAGGGACUGCUGGCCCCACUGGGCCUGCUUGCCUUGGUGACCGUGGCGGUGGCCACACUGUAUGGGCUGUCUCCGGCCACACCUGGGCAGUAGGCUGAGGAGGAGAGGCUGACUAAUAAAGACCCACAGCACUGAG